Molecule: messenger RNA, 2341 nt
Organism: Asparagus officinalis (garden asparagus)
Lineage: Eukaryota; Viridiplantae; Streptophyta; Magnoliopsida; Asparagales; Asparagaceae
Product: sulfate transporter 1.2-like
Exons: 13
Coding region: 1-1977 (658 amino acids)
Biological process (GO): transmembrane transport
Cellular component (GO): membrane
Molecular function (GO): secondary active sulfate transmembrane transporter activity
Source: RefSeq, a predicted model, not a curated record
AUGGGCACUUCAGUUUCUGAUGAACCAGAUGCAAAUGAAUCAGACAUUCAUAGCUUGCCUUCUUCUCGCCGACACACAGAGAACUUGCCAUCACUUUACAAGGUGGGUUUCCCCCCUCGGAAGAAAUUAAUGAGUGAGUUCACUGAAACUUUGAAGGAGACUUUCUUUGCUGAUGACCCUUUAAGGGAAUACAAGGACCAGCCUAAAUCAAAGAAACUCCUACUUGGUAUCCAAUCUUUCUUUCCAAUCUUCAACUGGGGGAGAGAUUAUAAUCUUACUAAGUUCAAGGGUGACGUCAUUGCUGGAUUAACCAUUGCAAGCCUUUGUAUCCCUCAGGAUAUAGGAUAUGCAAAACUCGCGAACUUGGAUCCACAAUAUGGACUCUAUUCUAGCUUUGUACCACCACUAAUUUAUGCAGUGAUGGGGAGCUCGAGAGAUAUUGCAAUUGGGCCUGUAGCAGUUGUAUCUCUCUUGCUAGGAACCCUUCUUCAAAAUGAAAUAGAUCCAGUAACUAAUAAGGAAGAGUAUCAACGACUUGCAUUCACUGCGACCUUUUUUGCUGGUGUAACUCAAGCAGCACUGGGAUUUCUAAGGUUAGGGUUUUUAAUUGAUUUUCUAUCACACGCCGCAAUUGUUGGAUUCAUGGCUGGGGCAGCCAUUACUAUUGCACUCCAACAACUAAAAGGAUUUCUUGGUAUUCAGAAAUUCACAAAGAAGAGUGACAUUGUCUCUGUUAUGAAAUCAGUGUGGGGUUCUGUCCACCAUGGAUGGAAUUGGCAAACGAUACUAAUAGCGGCAUCUUUCUUGACAUUCCUUCUUGUUGCUAAGUACAUAGGGAAGAAGAAAAAGAGGUUCUUUUGGGUGCCUGCAAUUGCUCCACUGAUCUCUGUAAUUCUUUCCACAUUGCUUGUUUAUCUCACACGUGCGGAUAAAGAUGGCGUUCAAAUUGUGAGAAAAAUAGAGCAAGGCAUCAACCCAUCAUCUGUUUCUCAAAUAUAUUUCAGUGGUUCGUAUCUCACGAAAGGAAUUAGGAUCGGCAUUGUAGCUGGGAUGGUAGCUUUGACGGAAGCCGUAGCAAUUGGAAGAACAUUUGCUUCCAUGAAGGACUACCAGUUGGAUGGAAAUAGUGAAAUGGUAGCACUUGGAACAAUGAAUAUAGUUGGAUCGAUGACUUCUUGCUAUGUAGCUACCGGCUCUUUCUCGCGGUCUGCAGUUAAUUUCAUGGCUGGAUGCCAAACAGCUGUCUCGAACAUGGUUAUGUCAGUGGUAGUGUUAUUAACAUUGUUGGUGAUUACUCCCCUUUUCAAGUAUACACCAAAUGCCAUCUUAGCAGCAAUCAUUAUCUCGGCUGUGAUUGGACUCAUAGACUUCGAGGCAGCUCUUCUAAUAUGGAAGAUCGAUAAAUUUGACUUUGUUGCUUGCAUGGGUGCUUUCUUUGGAGUAGUUUUCGUUUCAGUUGAAAUUGGACUCUUAAUUGCUGUUUCUAUAUCAUUUGCUAAAAUCCUGCUUCAAGUAACACGGCCAAGGACAGCUUUACUUGGUAAUCUUCCAAGGACUACAAUAUAUAGGAAUAUUGAGCAAUAUCCAGAGGCGAAAAAAGUUCCAGGGGUCUUGAUUGUGAGAGUUGAUUCGGCUAUCUACUUUUCAAAUUCUAACUACAUCAGGGAGAGGAUCCUGAGAUGGUUGAGAGAUGAGGAAGAGAAAGUGAGCAUGAAAGACAUGCCACGAAUCAAUUUCUUGAUCGUUGAGUUGUCGCCGGUUAUUGACAUUGACACUAGCGGUAUCCAUGCCUUGGAGGACUUGUUCAAAACCCUCAAAAAGAGAGAGAUUGAGCUUGUUCUUGCGAAUCCUGGACCUGUUGUAAUCGAGAAACUCCAGGCUUCACAUUUUAUGGAGAUUAUAGGCCAUGACAAUAUAUUUCUAACGGUGGGUGAGGCAGUGAUGACUUGUGCAUCUAAGGCUAAAGAAGAGGUAUGAAGAAGCUGAAAGCAAGCAUUUGAUGCUUACUUGUCCUGAAGAGCCUGCUGCAUUUGAAUGUUUGAAGAAAAGAGGAAGAGUGACGGUUGUGUUGUACAAAUGUAGCAGAUUCAUGGGGUUUUUUUAUAUAUCAUAAGAACAGGAGAGGGGGAUGGUGGUGUAGUGGAUAUGUCAAUACUUGGAGUGGGGUAGCAAUCCAAAGUGCUACUCGCACUUAGAGAAAAAAGCGUAUGAGAUCAUUGGAGAAUAAGUGGCUUGAGAGGAUAUGUAUGAAAUGAAUCUGAGGAGGUAAAGGAAAUAUGCGUGUAUUUGUAUGUAAAAGAAAGAGAAGAACCAAAAUAAAAUAAAAUAUAUAUGAUCUAAA